CGGACACGCCGAAUGAGCGCGCGCUCCCUUCCGUCCACGCGCCAUGAACACGACGCUUCGCUGCUCGCGACGAGGCGAGGGCUUUGGGAUUGACGGUGGGUCCGAACCAAUGGAAGCGAAGCGCCCGUGGGAGGUGGGCGGUACUCCAGGAUAUUGAUGGCUGUGGCGGCCUAUAGGAAGGAGCUUAGAAAUUACCAACAGAAAUAGUGGAGCAGCUGAGCGAGUCAGGCAGCAUCUGUGGAAGAACAGUUGAGACGGAGGAAUUGGCGAGUGAUGGUCUCGAAGGUGCCGCGGGAGGGGCAGGAAUGUUGGGUUGGGAGGGUUUUCUCUAUUUUCUGUGACACUUCCCACCCCGCACGCCGCCCAGCCAGUGAGUCGGCCACAGGCUCUGCUCCCCGGCUCCGGGGCGGACAUUGGUGCGCGUGUGGGGUGGGGGGCCCAGCCGAGAAGAUCGACACCGGCUUGGCCGGGUAGACGGACUAUCCCAAACCUGAGAGAGACAUUUUCUUUCAGAAGGCACCACGGAUCAGGGCUGCACCUUUUAAGUCAACCGACCAAGGUUUCUGUGGAAGACUCCCAUAAAUAAAGAUGUUGGUUCGGUUGUGGAGUCGGGAUUGCGGUGGCGACCCCAACUGCCAAACGGACAACAUUUGAAUUCACGCGCAAGAAAACCUCUAGACUAUGGCGAUUGGUUCGCCACUGACCAAUCUGACUCCUCUGCAAUUGGGAGCCCGCCUUUCUAAAUUUCUAUUGGUUGAAGUAACUGUCAAUGAAAUGACAUCCCGUCCUUUAUUGAUCUUCUUUUACAGAGGGCGACGUCAAUUUGACACCUUGGCCACUGGGAGCAUCGAUUCCGCCUCCGCCUUCUCCCGAUUGGCCGAUGUAGCUGUCCGUCUCUGCUGCCAUUGUCCGCCCUCUGGGCACAGCGCCUGAUGCCAUUCGGAAGCGGUUCCCCAUCGGCCUCUGAACGAAUGUCCCGCUCGUUGCUUGCCGUACCGGUCUGAGCUGCUCUGGUGUCGGAGAAGGGCUCCCUGACUCCUCUGCAGGCAGCACGACGGAUUGGAUCAUGCCGGAACAAGGGGUGGAGGAGGAGGGGAUGGACCAUCUACAAGUCCUGACCCUGCCUCAGCAGGCUCACCACGCCAUGGAGAAGAUGGAGGAGUUUGUCUUCAAGGUUUGGGAGGGCAGGUGGCAUGUGAUCCCACACGAUGUCCUGCCCGACUGGCUGCAAGACAAUGAUUUCCUGCUCCAUGGUCAUCGGCCGCCGAUGCCCUCAUUCCGUGCCUGUUUCUACAGCAUCUUCAGGCUGCACACUGAGACGGGGAACAUCUGGACCCACCUACUAGGCUUCCUGUUCUUCCUUUUCUUCGGAGUGGGAUACAUGUUGCAGCCCAACGUCAACUUUGUGGCCCCUGUGCAGGAGAAGGUGGUCUUCGGCAUGUUCUUUCUGGGCGCCAUCCUGUGCCUCUGCUUCUCCUGGCUCUUCCACACCGUCUACUGCCACUCCGAGACAGUUUCACGCACCUUCUCCAAGUUGGAUUACUCAGGCAUCGCGUUGCUGAUCAUGGGCAGCUUCGUACCCUGGUUAUACUACUCCUUCUACUGCUCCCCCCAGCCCCGGCUCAUCUACCUAAUCACCGUCUGUGUGCUGGGCAUCACUGCCAUCGUGGUAUCUCAGUGGGACCGCUUUGCCACCCCUCAGUACAGGGCCGUGCGCGCGGGCGUGUUCCUGGGUCUUGGUCUGAGCGGACUAGUCCCCACACUUCACUUCAUGUUUGUCGAGGGCUUCAUCAAAGCAGCGACGGUUGGACAGCUGGGCUGGCUGUUCCUCAUGGCUUUCCUGUACAUCGUGGGUGUUGCCGUCUAUGCUGCUCGCGUCCCUGAGCGUCUCUUCCCCGGCAAGUGCGAUAUCUGGUUCCAUUCGCACCAGAUUUUCCAUGUUCUUGUGGUAGCGGCAGCGCUCGUUCACCUUCACGGAAUCUCCCAGCUUCAGGAAUUCCGCUCAUCACUUGGUGCAGGCUGCUCCUCCAACACUGUGCUGUGAACUGGUCUCCAUCGAUCCAUGGACUCACUUGAAGCUUAGGGGAGAGUGGGUGUUGCUGUUGGAGGGAACAGAGAGAGGGACAAAGAAAUUGGAGAUGGGAGACGGAGAGAGAGACAGGAGGAUGAAGAAGAGUGGGGGGGGAGAGAGAAAGAACGAAAACCAGAGAGAGAACGAGAGAGUGCGUGACCAGGAGAGACAGAGGGGGAGAAAUGGACAGACAGAGGGAGAAAGGGUGAGUGGAGGGAAAGAAAGAUGAGUGGAGAGAGAGAUGAGGAGAAAGAGAGACAAAAGAAAAGUAUGAGAGGGGAGGGAUGGAGCCAGAUGGAAGAGAAAUACCGGCAGAGAGUGGGAGAGUGGGACAGAGAAAAAGAGAUAGGGAUGGGGGAGAGAGAGAGACAUAGAAUGAGAGAGGGGGAGAGAGAGAGAGAAAGCAGGACACGGAGAAGGAGAGGAGGACAGGGAUACAGAAGGAGGAAGAGAUGGAGACUGGGAUGAGGGGAAUAGAGAUAGAGAACUGAGAGAAGGCAAGGGGGGAAAGGAAGUGGUAGGCAGGACUGUAACGAGGCGCAGAGAGAAAAAUAUUGGCUGUUGUGAACUGGAAUUCAAAUUGUCUCUCAUUUUGUUUACAGAAGACCUGCUGGGUGGGAAUGUGGUGCCAGGGGCAGUGGGAGUGUUGGACAGGGAGCUUGCCA
Messenger RNA from Hypanus sabinus (Atlantic stingray), 2736 nucleotides. Its product is annotated as adiponectin receptor protein 1-like. The record is from RefSeq and is a predicted model, not a curated record. Gene Ontology annotation, cellular component: plasma membrane. Gene Ontology annotation, biological process: adiponectin-activated signaling pathway. The transcript has 7 exons. Gene Ontology annotation, molecular function: signaling receptor activity. The coding region runs from base 1067 to 2044 and encodes 325 amino acids. NCBI's taxonomy places the organism in Eukaryota, Metazoa, Chordata, Chondrichthyes, Myliobatiformes, Dasyatidae.